ACAAUUGACAGUAUUUCCGCAACAGUUGAGGUAAACAGUUGCGUCUUAAAAACUUGCCCAUUGUGCCGUCUCACCAUGUCAAAAGCAUCCUGCGGCGCAGAAAAGAUUUUCUAUCUGGCGGGGCCUUUACUAUCUGGGCGAUAAUAAAGAACAGCUAAUUUGGAUUUACAUGCGCAACAACUUGAAAGGGGCGUCUUGCAAGCGAGAUAGAGUUUUGUUGACUGGGCAUUUGACAGCACACUUUUUUCACACAUUUCGAGUUUUUCAGGCCAAAUAUGCAUCGUCACGCAAGGGAGAUUUGCCAGCACGUGAAGACCGCCGGUAAUGGACGCAACUUCGAAUACCUUGCCGGCUUUCGCCUCCCAGUGCCCAUUCUGACCGAACUAUAAUUUCGGUUUAUAACGCUCUAACACUUUUAACAGCUCUGCUUUUCUUUUUGCCUACGUUUUGCACGAAUUUCGCUCAGCUGAUGCAUGAUAAAAACAAAAAUGCCGGAAGAAAGUUUAGGGCCGCAUAUAAAAUUGCAAAAAAUUGGAGAUGCCAAGCAGCAAACAGAAAAUGAAUCCGGAAUCGAAACAAAACCGCGAGGACCUGGAGAAACGCCUGCAACCCCACUGAGUAAGAAUCAAUUGAAGAAACAGAAAAGAUUGGAAAAAUACGAAGAGCUAAAAAAAGUCCGACGCCUGAAAGAGCGUGAAAGGCAGAAACAAAAGCGUCUUGAAGCACAUGCUCAAGGAUUACCAGCACGUGUUGGACCGUCACGAAAAGAGUUAAAGAAACGUCAACUUCAGUGCACUGAGCAGCAGACGGGUAAGCUUUGUGUUGCUAUAGAUUUGGACUACGACGAUUUGAUGCUUGAUCGCGACGUGUCGAAAUGUAUCAAACAGUGCCUACGCAUUUAUACGAUUAACCGUCGUUCCAAAUGUCCAGGUCAUCUGCAUAUCACCGGCAUCAAAACUGACGGACGAAUUCAUAGUAGCCUUAAACGAAAUGAUGGUUGGGAGAAUUGGCAUUUAAAAUACCAUUUCGACCAAACGCACAAUGAUGUCUUCCCAAAGCAGAAGAUAGUGUAUCUCACUUGUGAGUCUGACACUGUGCUAGAUCGUAUUGAAGGGGAUUUUGUAUAUGUGAUUGGAGGUUUGGUUGAUCAUAAUCAUCAUAAGGGCCUGUGCCAUAAAAGAGCGACUGAAAUCGGACUGCGUACCGCGCGAUUACCGCUGAGCGAACACGUUAAUAUGAAAACACGUGCGGUGCUAAGCACAUUUCAUGUUUUUGAAAUACUGAUGCGUGUUACUGAAGGGAAGUCUUGGACAGAUGCUAUAAUGGAAACUUUACCUGUACGAAAGGGUGCUAAACCUAAAGUAAAUACUGAUUCAUCUGCAGAAAAUCAACUCAAUGGGAAUGAAGAAAUAAAUUCAAAUGAUCAGAUUUCAUUAAAGGAUCAGGAAUAAAAAAGUUCAACCACCUGGACCAAAUAUAAAAA
Molecule: messenger RNA, 1483 nt
Organism: Rhagoletis pomonella (apple maggot)
Lineage: Eukaryota; Metazoa; Arthropoda; Insecta; Diptera; Tephritidae
Product: tRNA methyltransferase 10 homolog A
Exons: 2
Coding region: 474-1451 (325 amino acids)
Biological process (GO): tRNA N1-guanine methylation
Cellular component (GO): nucleus; nucleoplasm
Molecular function (GO): tRNA binding
Source: RefSeq, a predicted model, not a curated record